Neoarius graeffei (lesser salmon catfish) is the source of this 7958-nucleotide messenger RNA. RefSeq names its product MET proto-oncogene, receptor tyrosine kinase (gene met). NCBI's taxonomy places the organism in Eukaryota, Metazoa, Chordata, Actinopteri, Siluriformes, Ariidae. Gene Ontology annotation, cellular component: signaling receptor complex; membrane. Gene Ontology annotation, molecular function: protein binding; transmembrane receptor protein tyrosine kinase activity; ATP binding. The transcript has 21 exons. Gene Ontology annotation, biological process: positive regulation of kinase activity; nervous system development; cell migration. The record is from RefSeq and is a predicted model, not a curated record. Bases 400 to 4542 code for a protein of 1380 amino acids.
CAGUCAGUGAGGGAGUCGCGCGCGGUGCGCGAGCUGCGCUGAAGGCUGUAACGGUUUAGUGUGUGUGAGCGCGUGCGGCGGGGAAGCGGACUUUAUCACUGUAUAAUCACUCUCACACCCGGACCGACCCGACCCGACCCGACCCGGCCCGGCCCUCCCCUCCGUGCUGUGAGUGGCUCCUGAGGAGAGGGAGAGGAGAGAGAGGGAGAGAGAGAGAAGGAGAGAGAGGAGGAGAGAGAGAGGAGGAGAGAGAGGAGGAGAGAGAGAGGGAGCCGCUCAGCGCUGACGGACACCGACUCUGCUGGGUUAGUUUGUGGAGUGCGGAGCUGCGCGCGCGCGUCGCUUCCCGGGAUCAGUGAAGAUGUGAUUUGGAGUUUAAUCACUCAGCAGACAAGCAAAAUGAGAAGUACCCUCCCCAGUACCGCAUACAUUCUUCUCAUUCUCCAGACGUUAUGGUGGGGCGUAUUUGGCCAAUGCAAGGAACCGAGCGAAAUCUCCAAACUCAAUCUUUCCGUGACGUACGACCUCCCUCGCUUUGUCUCAAACACACCUGUCCAGAAGCUUCUAGUUUUCCAAGGAAGGGUAUACGUCGGUGCUACCAACAUUCUUUACGCAUUAUCUGGCGACCUCAAGAAAGUAGAUGAUUAUAAGACUGGACCUGUGCGCGAUGGCCCACAAUGCAGUGCCUGCGAAGGCUGCACCGGCCAACCUCCCAACACCAAUAACACCAACAUGGCCCUGAUCAUGGAGACCUACUACGACCCCGAGCUGUUCGUCUGCGGCACGGGCGGGAACGGCGUCUGCAGCCGGCACGUGCUGGAAGAUGGUCAGCUGGACGUCGACGUGACCUGCAUGGGUUCGCAUAACAAAGACGGCAGCCGCUACGUCGCCGGUCCGUCCGGAACCCAGAUCGUGAACGUUGAAGUCGGUCGAGUCGUGAGGUUCUUCGUUGCUAAUUCAGAGCCGCUGGACGCACCUCCAGCUCCACGGCUUCACCACACCAUCUCCGUACGAAAGAUGUGGGACACCCAGGACCGCUUCGAGUUUGUUUCCGAGCAGUCCUACAUGGACCUCAAGCCAGGGCUACGCGGGAAUUAUCUUCUGCGCUACGUCUACUCCUUCCAUAGUGGCUCGUAUGUUUAUUUCCUCACCGUGCAACGAGAAAGCAGCACCUCCAGGGCUUUCCACACGCGAAUCGUCCGUAUCUGCUCCUCCGACCUGGAGCUUCAACACUACGUGGAAAUGCCCUUCGAGUGCAUCUACUCGGAGAAAGGCAGACGGAAACGUUCAACCCAGACGGUGUUCAACGUCCUCCAAGCAGCACACGUCGCCAAAACUGGAAGCAACCUACGCAGGGAGAUGGGUUUUAAAGAAGGAGAAGAUGUGCUCUUCGCCGCCUUCGCUAAGAGCAAACCCGACUCGCCCGAUCCCACAGCAAGCUCCACGGUGUGCGUCAUCUCCAUCGCCGAAAUCAAUAACUUCUUCAAGGACUUCUUCAUGAGGCAGGCCUACACCAAGCCGCUCUACCACUUAACCGGAGCCAAAAUGAAGUCCUACAACCAGAGCUCAGUUAGCGAUUCCUAUGAUGACUGUGGGAAGCAUGACAAAGGCUACAGGCUGGAGGUUAAAGGAACCAAUCCACGUAAAGACUGGUUUAACGGCCGCUUCAGGAACGUUCUCCUCACCUCCAUCGCCGUGGUGCCUGUGCAGGAACAUACAGUGGCUACCCUUGGGACGGCAGACGGGAGAGUCAUCCAGGUGGUGGUUUCCCGGUUUGGCAACACAGAGCCGCAUGUGAACUUCCUGUUGGACACGCUCCCCGUCUCCUCACAAGUCGCCGUGUUGUCUCCACAGAACGCCAGCGCGUCCUUGCUGCUGGUCACAGGAAAUAAGGUAUCUAAGGUGCCUGUAAUCGGGCCCGGGUGUGAGCAGUUAUUAAGCUGCAGCUCGUGUCUGCUCGCUCCAGCCUUCAUGGGCUGCGGAUGGUGCCGGAACAGGAACCUCUGCACUCGCUCUCCUCAGUGCACCGGCUCGAGCUGGAGCCAAGAUUCCUGCCCGCUCUUCAUCUCUGAGAUCUUUCCUAAAACCGCUCCACUGAAAGGCCACACCAGCAUCCUGAUCUGUGGCAGAAACUUCGGCUUCAGCAAGAAAGAUCGCUUCGACGCCAAACUCGUUGAAGUGGACGUGGCUGGAGCGAAGUGCAGGCUGACGGAAAAGGACAUCGGCAGCCAUCGGUUGAUUUGUAGUCUGGAUCAUGUGAACGUGUCCGAUUCCGAUCGCUCAGUCAGAGUACGCAGCGGAAAGGAGGAAGAACGGCUCGAGGGCUUCUCGUUCGUGAACCCUGUGAUUAAAGGAAUCAUUCCUGAAUUUGGUCCUAAAUCUGGUGGAACCAUGCUGACCAUUAAGGGUUCGUACCUGGACAGUGGAAGCUCGCGGAAGGUUACGAUAGGAAGUGGUACCUGUGUGGUUCAGAGUUUAUCCGCCAGCAUGCUGACGUGUCAGACUCCAUCUCAGGACUCGCCUUCCCAGCACAAGGUGCGUCUGAAUAUCGACGGAGUGACGUUUCAAGCUCCGGCUAACUACACGUACAACGAGGAUCCUCUCAUCCAUAACGUACAGCCCACACGCUCCUUCAUCAGUGGAGGCAGUACAGUGAUAGCGUCUGGCGUCUACCUCCACUCAGCCACGCAACCUCAGAUGGUCCUCAGCGGUCCUCCGUUCACCAAGGACAAAGAGGUUUAUGUGACCUGCACGCAGGGAGAAGACAAACUGGCCAUCGUGUGCAUCACUCCCUCACUGAAGGGCCUCAACGUUCGUCCCCCAGUCGCCACCAAGAUGACGUUCGUGCUCGACGGAUUCUCGACGCGGCAGUACGACCUGACCUACGUGGAGGACCCGAAGUUCGAGGAGUUUCAGAAGCCCACUCUCACUCCCAGAGGCAGCAAGAGCGUGCUGGAGAUUAAGGUCCCCCGUGUGGAUGUGGAAGCGGUGAAGGGAGAGGUGCUGCGAGUGUCCAAUCGCUCGUGUGAGAGUGUCGUUGUGGUGGGAAACACACUGGAGUGCACGGUUCCCUCUGAACUCCACGCCGCCACCAGAGAGCUCGAGGUGGAGUGGAUGCAGGCCUCGUCCUCGGUCAUCCUGGGCCGUGUGAUUUUGGCUCAGGAGCAGGAUUACAGCCCACUGGUCGCCGGCGUGGUGUGUGUUUCCAUCCUGCUGCUCUUAAUGCUCACACUCUUCGCCUGGAUCAAGAGGAAGAAGCACAUCGAUGAUUUAGCUGAGGGGAUGGUUUGGUAUGACGGCCGCGCUCACAUUCCACACUUGGACAUGCUGGCAAACGCGAGGAGUGUCAGUCCCACUAACGAACUGGUGUCUCACGAGUCUCUGGACUAUAGAACCACUUUGCUUGAGGACCAGAGCUUGCCGAUGUCUCCGAGCGAGUCGUGCCGUCCUCCUCCGUACGUCCACGCGCACGUGGACUUCUCCUCCGUGCUCGGGGUGCUGGGGGCGGAAGGAGACCCGUCUUCCCCCCUCCUCCUGCCUGGUUCCGCACCAGUGGACCUGAGUAGCCUCCACCCUGAGCUCCUGAAAGAGGUGCAGCACGUCGUCAUCGCCAGGGAAGACCUGCUCUUACACGUUAACGAGAUUAUCGGAAGAGGACACUUCGGCUGUGUUUUCCACGGGACUCUGCUGGAGCCGGACGGCCAGAAACAGCACUGCGCAGUCAAGUCUCUCAACCGUAUCACAGAUAUCGAAGAGGUGUCCCAGUUCCUGAAGGAAGGAAUCAUCAUGAAGGACUUCAGCCAUCCCAACGUGCUGUCUCUGCUGGGAAUCUGCCUGCCCAGUGAAGGCUCUCCUCUGGUGGUCCUGCCUUACAUGAAGCACGGAGAUCUGCGCAACUUCAUCCGAGACGAGAGUCACAACCCCACGGUGAAGGAUCUCAUGGGCUUCGGCUUGCAAGUAGCUAAAGGCAUGGAGUAUCUCGCCAGCAAGAAGUUUGUACACCGAGAUCUCGCAGCCAGGAACUGCAUGCUGGAUGAGAGUUACACGGUGAAGGUGGCCGACUUUGGCCUGGCCAGAGACGUGUACGAUAAGGAGUACUACAGCGUGCACAACAAGAGCGGAGUCAAGCUGCCCGUGAAAUGGAUGGCUUUAGAAAGCCUGCAGACUCACAAGUUCACCACCAAGUCUGAUGUUUGGUCAUUCGGGGUGUUGCUAUGGGAACUGAUGACCCGAGGUGCCCCGCCCUACUCCGACGUUAACUCCUUUGACAUCACGGUUUUCCUCCUACAAGGACGAAGACUGCUGCAGCCCGAGUUCUGCCCUGAUGCCCUCUACAACGUGAUGAUCGAGUGCUGGCACCCCAAACCUGAGCGGCGCCCCACCUUCUCCGAGCUCGUCUCGCGCAUCUCGGCCAUCUUCUCCAGCUUCAGCGGAGAGCACUACAUCCUCCUGAACACCACCUACGUCAACAUCGACAAGAUGACGCCCUACCCUUCUCUCAUCUCGUCUCAGAGCCAGCUGGACCGCGACUGCUGCACCUGAGAGCGGAGACGGAACACAUACACAUACACGCGCGCACACACCACACACACACACACACACGGAAGGGAGGAAAGCUGUCUGGGACCACUGUAAAGGGAGGAAACUGAUCGUCUGAUUGUCUUUAUCACUGUAGAUAGAGUAGCGCUGUCCGCAGCAGGAGGAGGUUUAAUCCCACAGAGCCGCCGCUGAUACGCACUCGAUCAGAGACACUGACAGACACAGAGCAGCUCUCAAGACAUCGUCUCUCACGCACUAUUCAAAACUGUGAAGAGGAGUACAAGAACAUCUGGGGGUUUUUAUUAACUCUGCUGGUUCAGGAUGAACCAUCUGAAGUGCAGUAUUUGAUGUGAUGUGACGUAAACACUGUGCACCGCUGACCCAGGAGCAGUUCUGAUCUAUACGUACUGUACAUACACUGCAGUGUAUCACUGAACAGACAGGACUCUGCGAUCAGGAACGAACAAGACUCCUUCGGAUUAUUCGUCGUUCUCUACGCUGGUUUGUGCUGCUCCAUGUCUGACUGUGCGUUCAGCGACGUUGCAGGACGUCGUGCACGUCUCCACCGUCCAGCUGACCUGAGAACAGCAGGGCGGGGCUCUCUCAGCACAACACCGGACAUGCGAUGAAUCUGUAAACGGAAACGUACGAGCGUAUUUAGAGAUGCAUCGAUACCGUCGAUAAAGAUACCGAACCAAUAUCGUGCUCAUUUACGUAGUCGGACAAAAUGCGAAAAUAUAAAACUCGGUGAGAAGAAAUGCGUCAGCGCUUACUGUACGUCCCGAGAUGUCGUUCGCGACAGUCGGCCAGUAUCAAGAACGAAUGCACAAAAAACGAAAAUGUACCUUACGUACAACAGCAAACCGAAAUCAGCUCUUCUGCACUGUGACCUUACCUUACUUUACUUCGGUUUCAAAAGUUUGUGCACCCCUGACCAUUACAUUACAGGCAUUUAGCAGACGCUCUUAUCCAGAGCGACGUACAACGUACCCAGAGCAGCCUGGGGAGCAGUUAAGGGUUAGAUGACUUGCUAAAGGGCACUUCGGCUAUUCCUGCUUGUCUAGGGAAUCAAACAGGCAACCUUUUGGUCCCAAAGCUGCUUCUCUAACCAUCAAAUCCAUAUGUGGUUCUCACCCAAACUGUUACCACAAAGUCUGAAGCACACACUUGAAUAGAAAGUCUUGGACAAUUUCCCCUUCACUAGAACCCAAGAAGCCUUUAUUUAUCACAUGCAAACUCAAGCACAAGUGAAAUUCCUUCUCUGCAUUUAACCCAUCUGAAGCAAUAAGCACACACACACACACACACACACGUAGUGUACACACACCCAGAGCAGUGAGCAGCUACGUAUGCUACAGCGCCCGGGGAACAAGGGGUGCCUUGUUCAAAGGCACUUCAGCCCAUGGCCACUCCAUGUUAACCUAAUCGCAUGCCUUUGGACUGUGGGGGAAACCGGAGCACCUGGAGGACAUGCAAACUCCACACAGAAAAGCCCCUGUCGGUCACUGGACUCAAACCCAGAACCUUUCUGCUGUGAGGCGACAGUGCGAACCACUACACCGCCUGUUCCAGCAUGACGAUGCUCCUGUGCACAAAGCAAGCUCCGUGAAGACAUACCCUGUGUCCAAAAUCACUCACUAGUGGACUACACAUGCCCCUUUUCCACCAAAGCAGCUCCAGGGCUGGUUCGGGGCCAGUGCUUAGUUUGGAACUGGGUUUUCUGUUUCCACUGACAAAGAACUGGCUCUGGGGCCAGAAAAACCGGUUCCAGGCUAGCACCAACUCUCUGCUGGGCCAGAGGAAAGAACCGAUUACGUCAGCGGGGGGCGGAGUUGUUAAGACCAACAACAAUAACAAGACCGCGAAAGAUCGCCAUUUUUAAGCGACGAGAAGCAGCAGCUGUACAAACAUGAAGUCAUCCAUUAUUAUUAUUAUUGUUGUUGUUGCUGCUGCUGCUUCUUCCAUGCUGUUUUUGCUUUGAUAUUCGCGCCAAGGUUUAUGCAAACGUAGUGACAUAACUGAUGUAUACAGCGACGUAAUGACGUGGCUCCCCUUAGCACCGCGAGCUAUGGAAAAGCAAACAGGUUCUCAGCUGGCUCGCAAGUUGAACGAGUUGUGGACCAGCACCAGCCCCGAACCAGCCCUGGAACUGAUUUGGUGGAAAAGGGUUAAUUGUGAGCUCACCAUUUUGUAGCGCUGUCCGGAUGUACAGUGAGAAUUAUUACACCUUAUAUAGAUGGUGCACUCAUAGUAUCCCACAAUGCACCAUGAAAAGUAUUGUACAACCAAUGGUCACUAACCAAGCAAUAAACACCAUCAUGCAUUGCGGUCGCGCUGAAAGAAAAGCUGUUUCAUAAGGAUUGUUAAGUAUUUUAGACCGAACGGGCCCGCGACAAGUUUAUAAGCUGUGGCGUGAAAAUGGCGAUAAUAUUGCAGUGUGUCGGGGUGAACGGACGGAGGACGAAACACAAAUACACAGACAUUCAAGUACAAUUAAAAACAGUAAGAGUACAGAAAACAAGCUAAAAUAGAAUAAGAUAAGAAUAAAAGUUAGAGUGCAGAGCGAGGAAUUAAUCAAAAGCCUCGAAUUUGAUUGAAUAAAAGGCAGAGGAAAAUAAUAUAGCAAAAAUGUGAACCUGCAGUUCUCCCUUCGAAAAGACAAACGCGUACCUCAAAAAGUGAAAAUAUGCAUCUAUUGGACCAUCCGAUGACUAAUACGGCUGCGAAGCAUGGACCCUUACAUCAACGACCAAGAGUAGGGUCGAGGCGGCGGAGAUGAGAGCUCGUAGAAUGAUCAAGGGUGUAACCAAAAUCAGGAAUGAGAAAAUUAGACAAGAACCGGGUGUGGAGAGUGUCCUCACCGAGGUGGUUUGGUCAUGUGAUGAGAAUGGAGGACCAAAGAAACGAUUCAUCUGGAAACCUACGAUGAAAAGACCUGUAGGACGGCCAAGAAAGGGAUGGAUCCAAAACAUUACUGAGUCACUCACAGCAAGAUUGACAUCUUCAGACUCUGUAAUGGAAGCUGAAUUAUUUAAAGAAUUGUAUAAACGGAAGAAGCUUAUUUGGUGACAGGUGUUAGGUCUAUCAGGAGAUGGAUGAGAAGAGAAAAGGCAGCGGCAAAGAAGAAAAAGUAUUCAGCCUUGAUUUCAAAGAACUGAAAGAUGCAGCAGAGACAAAGUCGUUUGUAUUUAUUAAUGUGGGAAAUACGCUCGGUAUAAUAUGGAUUUAUCAUGAAAAUAAUACGUGUGUAUUUAUAAUUUUGAAAACCCACCGACUGAUCUAGCACAGCUCAUUAUCUGUAGCCGCUUUAUCCUGUCCUACAGGGUCGCAGGCGAGCUGGAGCCUAUCCCAGCUGACUACGGGCGAAAGGCGGGGUACACCCUGGACAAGUCGCCAGGUCAUCACAGGGCUGACACAUA